This is a messenger RNA of Tetranychus urticae (two-spotted spider mite), 1192 nucleotides long. RefSeq names its product tyrosine 3-monooxygenase/tryptophan 5-monooxygenase activation protein zeta. Lineage: Eukaryota; Metazoa; Arthropoda; Arachnida; Trombidiformes; Tetranychidae. The record is from RefSeq and is a predicted model, not a curated record.
UUCUCCCUUAGUUAGUCACUUCUUGGAGUUAUUAUUGUCAUCUCUACUUAAGGUCUGAGGCCGUAAUAUUGUAAUCUACUGAUCAACUUAAAUUAUAUUAACCAGGGGUGUCAAUUUUCACAUCGUCUUCAUGGGACAAAUUACUUCCACACUACAACCAUUACCACCACCACCACCACCAUCAUCACUUUUUGAGGACAAAUCUAAACUCUGUUUUACAUCUAAAGAAACCCCCCUCAACAACAAAACAAGAAAAUGGAUAAAGAUGAUUUGGUUCAAAGGGCUAAGUUGGCCGAACAAGCUGAAAGGUAUGAUGACAUGUCUCAGGCCAUGAAACAAGUCACCGAGACAGGAGUCGAAUUGAGCAAUGAAGAGAGGAACCUUUUAUCCGUUGCCUACAAGAAUGUUGUUGGUGCUCGCCGAUCAUCGUGGAGAGUCAUCUCAAGUAUAGAACAAAAGACUGAGGGAAGUGAGAGAAAACAGCAGAUGGCUCGAGAAUACCGAGGAAAAGUGGAGAAGGAAUUGAUAGAAAUUUGCGACGAAGUCUUGGCUCUCCUAGAUAAAUAUUUAAUAAGCAAGGCAAGUAAUGCGGAGAGCAAAGUAUUCUACUUAAAAAUGAAAGGUGAUUAUUAUCGGUAUUUGGCAGAAGUAGCCACUGGAGAUCAGAGAAACAAGGUGGUGGAAGAAUCUCAAAAAGCAUACCAGGAAGCUUUUGAUAUAAGUAAGAGUAAAAUGCAACCAACACAUCCCAUUCGUCUGGGCCUUGCCCUUAACUUCUCCGUGUUUUACUACGAAAUCCUCAAUUCACCUGAUAAGGCUUGUCAACUUGCGAAGCAGGCAUUCGAUGACGCCAUUGCCGAAUUGGACACACUUAAUGAAGACUCUUAUAAAGAUAGUACGCUCAUAAUGCAGCUCCUCAGAGAUAAUCUUACGCUCUGGACAUCAGAUACACAAGGGGAUGGAGAUGAACAACAGGAGGGUGAAGCCAAUUGAUAGUCUAAAAUUAAACCCUGCUGCUCCCUUUUUUUUCUUCUGUGUUCUAUCUAAGGAUAAUCCUUAUCAUUUUUAUCAUUUCUUUCUUUUCUUCCUUAAAUCAGAAUAUCCCCUGUAUCAAUGAACUACAAUAAUAAAAAAGAACAGUGAAUGAUUAACAGAUUUCGAUUUAGAUCAACUGUUUGGAUUAUCUAAUUUA